Pseudo-nitzschia multistriata is the source of this 1914-nucleotide messenger RNA. Lineage: Eukaryota; Bacillariophyta; Bacillariophyceae; Bacillariales; Bacillariaceae. The record is from the annotation of a GenBank genome assembly.
ACUUGAACCACAGUUCCUAACUUCAUGAUUCAGGGCGGAGAUUUCACCAAUGGAAAUGGCACUGGAGGGGAAAGGUAUGUCGUUUUAUAUGAUUGAAUGAAUGAACUAUAGUGAAAGCAGAUGCAAUGUCACGAUGGAAAGUUUAAAGGACUGACCCUACCUUCCUUUUUGUUAUCAACUCCAUAAUUUAUUGUUUUGCAACAGCAUUUACGGCGAAAAAUUCGCCGAUGAAAACUUCAAGCUUAAGCACGAAGGUCCCAUGUAUUUGAGUAUGGCCAAUGCCGGUAAGUGUUGAAUGCUUCUUUGUUAUCAUCAUCACACAUUUUCGAGGCUGAUUUUCCUCUGACGACUAGAAGAAAUAGUUACACUGAUUGUCGUUGCUAGUAUAUACUUUCUGUAUCUGUUUGAAUGAAGUUCUCACAACUCAUAUAUAUUUUCUAUUGCGAUUUCGAUGAAAAUUUUCGGUUCGUAGGACCCAACACCAAUGGAUCGCAGUUCUUCAUCACCACCGUUAAAACUUCUUGGUUGGAUGGAAGACACGUUGUUUUCGGAAAGGUCCUCGAGGGAGAAGAUGUUGUGAAGGCAAUCGAAGCCGUAGGAUCAGGAUCGGGCGCACCAUCCUCUACUGUAACCAUUUCUGACUCAGGAGAACUAUAAAUGGACUUCGUUUUAAGGUAAUAGGCCGAUCAGGAUUCAAUGGAAGCCAUAUUCUCAAUUGACUUUGAUGCUUAUCAUUCGAGUUCAUUGAGAUGUUUCUCUGUCUCGGAAAUCAAGAUUGAUUUUUCCCAUCUUUUGAGAAUCAAACAAUCAUAACUACAUGACACUUAACGCUUAGAAUGGUCCCAGUGCAUAUAUCGGUGGUUCGUAUGAAAAUUUGAGAUGAGUCAAUCAGCUAUCAUUCUUUUGACUCGUUUGAUAGUUUAGCAUUUUGGUUCGAGCGUUCUUUCAAUGUUACUGUUUGCAUUGAUUCGUCCUCUAAAUUGAUACUGUACGCACUAUGAAUCAGACUGAAUGGAUGCAUGCGGCAUGGAAGACAUCGGUGCUUCUUGGUAGUGUGCAACAGACUUCCGCUAUGCAAGAUACGUUUUCAUUUUUUCGUUCGCCAUUGCAAUGGGKAUUUGGUGCACGUAUGGAAGGACUAUGCAGUACAGUAGCCACUUACUGGUUGAUAACGUACAGUACCGUACGUAGGGUGGGUUAUGCUUCAGCAUCGUGCUACUACGUACAGUACGUACUCUUAAUUGUACUCCUACUUACAGAAAUGAGUCGAACGUAAGUAAGGUACGCUACGGACACUACAGUUUUGAACGGUACGGUAGGGAAUAGAUUUCGACAAGAAUUUUUGAUUGUUGAGAUUCUCGCGGGUUCGUUGUUUCCGCGCGAUGUAACUACCGAACGGUACCGUAGUUCAAAAUUAUGAAGCACCCUGGUUCCCUUUUGCUACGGUAAUGUACAUGUUCACACAGCAAAGAGGUGCGUAAAAACGAUCCAUGGGAACACCAAGCGUUGCCAUCGGAAUGAUCGAGCCAAUUGCCGCAAGCAAAAUGGUUCCUCUGCCAUUCACUGUCUACCGUGGAUUGAUCGGGAAUGCCAUUGCAAUCGUAUCGAAUCGCAUCGCAUCGCACCGCACCGCACUGAUUUCGAUUGACCGUCGAAGGAAGAGGAUCGAACGCGAUCGAUCCUCCCCACUUUUUCCCGCUUUGUUCGCGCGAUCUUUUCUGAUGGAUUCCAUCGCGUCUAUGUCUCAUAACGUGAAAACGGAAUUUCCCUCCCUGUUUCUUGGGGAAGCGAGCGAGACAUUAAUUUCCUACUGCAUUUUACGAGUCUAUGUACUUCGUGUUACCAUCUGUCGUUGCAUCGUUACUGUUACGUCGUACGAAUACGAUAACUCGUAAAUAAUUGGGUUUAGCAAUC